Molecule: messenger RNA, 2105 nt
Organism: Spirodela intermedia
Lineage: Eukaryota; Viridiplantae; Streptophyta; Magnoliopsida; Alismatales; Araceae
Source: the annotation of a GenBank genome assembly
AUGGAGAUGGCGGCGAAUAAUUUUCCUGGUAUCAAUGAUGGUUACGCUCACAUACUGAGCAUGCUGGAAAGCGAGCUUCUUGAAGACCCGGAGAAUCACCUGGACGACCGGACGCUCUGGCGGAGGCUCUCCGCCGCCAACCCGGGGAUGAACCCAGAGAACCUGGAGGCGCAGUUCCGCGCCGUUAUGGCAGAGAACGGCGCUGCUAUGGCGGGCGUCUACCCCUUCCCAGGUUACCUCGAUCCGCAGACGCAGCAGACGCAUCAGACGCAGGCCGUGGUCAUGGAUCAGCAGCAGCAACAGUAUUUUUACCCACCGCCGCUUCUGCGUCCCCCUCUCGUCGCCGUUGAUCCCGGUAUCGUCGAGUCCCUGAAACAGGCGCUACCGAGUCGCCACACUACCAAGAACACCACUUGGUCGGAUGAGGAACACAGGUCUGCGUUGUGUAGCCUCCGAUUGCAUGCUGUCCGUUCUUAGAUUUUUUUUCUUUUUUUUCGUAUUUCUUGUCCCCAACCUUGGACUUAUCCUCCUGCAAAGGCCGCAUGAGAUGUCUAACUGCUUCUGUUCUUUUCUUCUCUCUUGCAUUAACUUGGUUUCGUUCUCCAUUCAUCCCCUAGUUCGGCUGUUAAGACUCCCUCAACAGACCCUUUGUUCUUGUUUGAUUUUCUCCAACUUUAUUUUCAGAUGACUGAUCUUCGGAUUACAUUUUCUCUCUUUCCAGUCCUUAAUUACAAUUCGCAUCACUCUACUUGUCAACAUCAUGAGACUCGCUCCUGAGAUUCUUCGGUUUUUUCCGUAUUAAGGACUACGGACAUAACUACAAUUCUCCUCUUUCAUUUUUCACCCAUGUUCCCCCCAGAUAUAAUCUUAAUAAUUGAAUUGAAUAUAGAAAAAUCAUUCAAAUCAGUCGGGUUAUGUGAGUAUGAUGAAGAAUAUUUAUAGCUUGACCGUCACGAGAAACCAGCCUGUUGGGUGUAAAAGGUUGAAGCUGCCGUGAAUCACCAAUGCUCGACUUUGUGAACUGCAACCUUCCGUCUUCUUCAUGUCGCAGAGAAACCAGGAGAUCAUCCUUAUCUUCAUAUCGCCCUUGAAGCUGAGUGAGUGUCUGGGGAAAGUAACCGUAUACAGAUAGAAAGAAAGAAACCCAUUAAUUUCUUGGUUUCUAAGGAUUCGUCUCAUUUGGACCUUGUUCGGAAGAAUGAGGAAAGAAUCUGACCCCAAAUGAGAGGACCCCUCACAGAGUAGAUUGAUAUGUGGAGGCAUGCAACUCCAGAAGUCCAUUCAUCCAAGAGGGAACGUGCAGCUGGAUCCCAGGCUUCGGUUGAUGCCAUGUGUACUGACCGACCCAGUGACGGUAAACUUGCAAUUUCUAAUGAUUUUUCCGAGAUUGUCGUCUCUCCUAGUCCCGCAUCCUCCGCUCUCUUCCCCUUUUUGGUAAAUUUCAUUGGAAUUUUUGGUUUGAUCGGACAUCCAUCCACAGAUGUGAAAAUCUUUGAACGAAUCGCGAAAAAAGGUAUUCACAAGCUACUUAUUUAGCUCAUGGUACUCUUUCAACGCCAUUAAUUCUACAGAAACGGUGAAGAUCGAACUAUUUACGGUCCUCGCAUGAUGUUGUGCUCAGUUACCGGUGAGCACUGCGGGAAAGGUUUCAUGGCAAUCGAUGCAAACCACCCUUUUGGCCGAAGUUGCUCACUGAUCGCAAGACUAACGGUGCUUCAACUAUAUUCCAUCCUGUUUCCACAGGCUGUUCCUCCUGGGAAUGGAUCUUCACGGGAAAGGAGAUUGGAAGUCCAUUUCCAGGCACUUCGUUGUCUCGAGGUCACCCAGCCAGAUCGCCAGUCAUGCGCAGAAGUUCUUCAAACGCAACAAGAUCACCUUGAACGACCGGCAUCAGCCGAGUAACCUAGACUUCGCUGCUCUGAACCACCUUCUUCAACAACCCGGUGGGUACAUAUUCAGCCAUGGAAGGAUCAACGAGCUCAGCCAGCUGCUGCCGCCCCUGCACAACAUGUACACUCCCAACGCAGGAUUAUCCUGUUCAGCUCAGGUGUUCCGCUACAGCUUUCUGAAGGGAGGAGACGGACGAUAGGAUCCCUCUCUCGUAG